Molecule: messenger RNA, 1782 nt
Organism: Candidula unifasciata
Lineage: Eukaryota; Metazoa; Mollusca; Gastropoda; Stylommatophora; Geomitridae
Source: the annotation of a GenBank genome assembly
AUGACAUUGGUGAGGAGGAUGAAGUCGACUGCAUCAGCCUUUGAUCGUUUGAGAAAUCAAGGUCAUGUCAAGUCCGCAGCUGGUCAACAGCCAGAUAGUACCAAGCAAGAUGACGACCCAUCAACAAAACUCAGAACACGUAUGCAGACGCUUGAAAGCAAAGGUGUUAUUUUACACGAAGUGACAAAUGUGAACAACAACAAGACUGCUGAACUGACUUCUGUUAGACGCCAUGUUUUAAACCAGGGUGAGGUGGUUGAUGAUGCUGCACACGCUCAGCAUAAAGUUCCUGUGCCCCUGGCUUGGAGUCCCGGCAUGACAUUCAAAUCAAACCCUUUGUUAAUGAUCACACCCGAGAAACUACCUUUCUCUGCAAAUGAGAAUUUCCUGUCAACAAAAGAGAACAUUCUAGAGCCUCAGAGUGCAAAUAAAAUCCCCAAACCUACAGCAUGGAGUCCAGGAAUGAAAAUUCAGCCAGAUCCAAAUCUUUUUAUAACACCAGAAAAGACUGUCGGCAAGAAAAUAAUUGCCAGUGUCAGUGACAGCCGACAGACAACUGACACUGUCAGUAGCAGUAUUCAGAACAUUCCAGCGAAAGUCAAGAAUUCAUACUCUGUAAGAUUUGACCUUCCGUCUUCUACUUCAGAAGAUGAAAGUAAAGACCCACUAUCGGAGACUGAUUCUCCGAUCACUAUACGAGGACGUGACCUAGAUGUACAAGGCCAAAGCUUUGAGAGUCCUGAGGGGAAAUCAUUUAGUUUUCAAAAGACUUAUAAUCCUGGCAUAUAUUCAGACGAGUCAUCGCUAGAUGAAUCUAUUUUAAACUCUCGACUAAAUUGUAGUUUUGAUAAAAGUUACAAAAAGCAAACAAGUUUAGGUGUAACAAAAUCACUUUGUGAUAAUUCUAAUGUCCCGGCAAAUGUUAGUUCAGUCUUGCCAAAUUGCACAUCAGAUCAAAAUAAGAGUCCUAGCAGUGAGGCAAAACCAUGUAAAUCUACAGAGAACUUUCCUAAAACUGGAAACAUGAAUGCACAUUUAUCAGUUUCAAGCACCUGGCCACAGAGAAUUAACCCAAAAUUAAAAAGUGCUAAAAAUACUAGAUCUAAAGACCUACAUGACAGGAAAAAACUGCCAGUUGGUGACAAGUUUAUUGCAAAAGCAGAUCACAUGAAAUCACAGUUGUCGACUGAGUUAGCUCCUGAAGGUUCUGUGGUGAUCAGAGAGAUGCAGAGUCAUCAGCUAUCAACAAAGUACUCAUUUCCAUUUGAGCUAACGGCAACAGCGGACGAUUGUGAAUAUGAACAUGUCUUUGCAAGACCAGAGUUCAACUCCACCCUGGCAAUUCGAGAACGGCUGGACAACUUACAGGACCAGGAAGUGGAUGUGAUGAAAGCUGUACAAGACACCCUAGCCAAGUCAGAGGUCAAGAGGUCAGAGUUGAAUGAAAAGGCUGCAGUUUACACAAACCGCCUGUCGGGUCAGUUCAAGAAUCUGGUGGAUUUGAAUACAUCCGUGGAAAGUCUGUGUGACCGAAUCGUGCGCAUGAGAACAAGCAAAGUGCCCUGCAAAAGAAGAGCCGCUAACACAGAAAAGAAAUUCAGCGAGUCUCAGAGAGCGCCAGACCUGAUGGAGUUUUUUACCUCAGAUCUGCAAAAGGAAUAUCCAGACGUGACCUUGCCAAGUGUCACUGAGGUGACCUCGCAGCUGAUGACCUCCCCACCUGAGACCACCUUUGACCUUUAUCGACACAACCGUCUGUGGCAAGGCAUCAGUGACUUCUGA